AUGGCCCAGUCCAAGCCUGCCAUUUCGCCCUGGGGAGGCGCCGUCGCCGGCGCAACGGGAGCCGUCAUCGCAAACGCCCUGGUCUAUCCUCUCGACAUCGUAAAGACCCGCCUGCAAGUCCAGGUGCGCGACAACAACAGCGACAAGACCUCGACCGAAGCCGGCGAAUCGCAACACUACACCUCGACAUGGAACGCCAUCUCGCGCAUCAUGGCCGAGGAAGGCAUCCAGGGCCUCUACGCCGGCAUGAACGGCUCCCUGGUGGGCGUCGCGUCCACCAACUUUGCCUACUUCUACUGGUACACCGUCGCCCGGACGCUCUACACAAAGUCGGCCGGUCCCUCGGCGGCGGCGCCCUCGACGGCGAUCGAGCUCUCCCUGGGCGCCGCUGCCGGCGCGCUGGCGCAGCUCUUCACCAUUCCCGUCGCCGUCGUCACGACGCGCCAGCAGACCGCCUCCAAGGCUGAUAGGAAGGGCCUCAUCGCGACGGCCCAGGAGGUCAUCGAGGGGCCCGACGGCGUCAGUGGGCUCUGGAGGGGCCUCAAGGCCAGUCUUGUCCUGGUUGUGAAUCCCGCAAUCACAUACGGUGCCUAUGAGCGAUUAAAGACCAUCUUCUUCCCUGGCAAGACGAAGCUGAAGCCCUGGGAGGCUUUCCUCCUGGGCGCCAUGUCCAAAGCUCUAGCCACGAUAGCCACGCAGCCCCUUAUUGUUGCCAAAGUCGGCUUGCAGUCGAAACCGCCUCCCGCACGAAACGGAAAGCCCUUUGGCAGCUUCGUCGAGGUGAUGCGGUUCAUCAUCCAGCAUGAAGGCGUCCGGGGCCUCUUCAAGGGCAUGGGCCCCCAGAUCCUGAAAGGUCUGCUCGUCCAAGGCAUCUUGAUGAUGACCAAGGAAAAGGUCGAAUUGCUAUUUGUAUUACUAUUGCGAUAUCUGAAAUCGCUCAGCUUGUCCAGAGCGCGCAGUGCCAUCGCAGCAUCAUCAGCAGCCGCGGACCUGGCAGCCAAUGCGGCAAAGAUAACGCCCCUUGUCAAAAGCUAA
This is a messenger RNA of Trichoderma reesei QM6a, 1035 nucleotides long. RefSeq lists its product as uncharacterized. Bases 1 to 1035 code for a protein of 344 amino acids. Gene Ontology annotation, biological process: transmembrane transport. The transcript is spliced from 4 exons. The record is from RefSeq and is a predicted model, not a curated record. NCBI's taxonomy places the organism in Eukaryota, Fungi, Ascomycota, Sordariomycetes, Hypocreales, Hypocreaceae.